GUUUAUUUGGUGUCGUCCAAGAUUACUGUCUGCAAUGCUCUUUUUCGUCAAUCGUUAUUUUGCCCUGGUCGGCAAUAUCUUUGGUUUGAUUAUUGAUUUCCUGCCCGCCGUUUCGUACGAGAUGAUUUCGUCAUGCACUUACCCGGAUAGCAGGCUCACAACUUAUUUCUGCAGAGAGCUAUUCCUUUUUCUUCAACAAAUCACUGUUUGCCUUACAUUGACUCUGCGCAUUUAUGCCCUGUACAAUCGUAGCAGGCGCCUGCUUAGUUGCAUGGUUAUCAUCAGCCUUGCUCUUAUGGGAGGAGCGUUUGCGGGUUCUUUUGGAGAUAAUUCAAAUACUGUGACUUACAUCCAAGGAAGUGAUUGUCAUAACACAUUCACAGCAGAGACGUAUGUCAUUUCCUUCAUCGGUAUGCGCGCAUGCUCAACUAAGUCGUGGCAGAGCCGCCCGUCAGUGCUGGGCUGGCUUGGAUUGCAUAUCCUUGAUAUCAUAUUUCAAGAUGGUAUUUUUUUUCGUCACACCUGUAAUAUAAAUUCUGAACCAAGCAAAUGCAGAGCGAUGACAUUGAUUAAUCUACCCAACAUUCUGACGUACUACUAUAUCACCAGGGGAAAUCUAGCCACAUUGACUAGUUGCAUGUCCGUCACUUUCGUCUCUCGGCUGGUGCUUAACCUGCACGAAUCUACGGAUGAUGGCAUUUUCUCCACCACCAUCCGGGAUGAUGACCUCAGCCUCGAUGUCUUCACCACCAGAGUCAACGUGAUGUCCUCUCACAAUUGACAUGCUCGUUCUGGUUGAUUGGAUUCUGUUUCUGGAUGUCAAUAUCUUUUUCAGAAUCACUUUUGUUUGACGUUUCAGGAUACUGAUAGCCAUGAUGCACGAGUAAUAUAAUCACUAUUAUAUUUUGUACUGUUCUCUACUUGUAGAGCGUCUAUGUCACUGCUACUCGAGUGCUAGUUUGAAC
Molecule: messenger RNA, 965 nt
Organism: Suillus subaureus
Lineage: Eukaryota; Fungi; Basidiomycota; Agaricomycetes; Boletales; Suillaceae
Exons: 9
Coding region: 122-781 (219 amino acids)
Source: RefSeq, a predicted model, not a curated record